Cucurbita moschata (crookneck pumpkin) is the source of this 1059-nucleotide messenger RNA. RefSeq names its product aspartic proteinase PCS1-like. NCBI's taxonomy places the organism in Eukaryota, Viridiplantae, Streptophyta, Magnoliopsida, Cucurbitales, Cucurbitaceae. Gene Ontology annotation, molecular function: aspartic-type endopeptidase activity. Gene Ontology annotation, biological process: proteolysis. Bases 1 to 1059 code for a protein of 352 amino acids. The record is from RefSeq and is a predicted model, not a curated record. The transcript has a single exon.
AUGGGAACGCCGCCGCAGCUGAUGGACAUGGUCCUAGACACCGGCAGCCAACUCUCUUGGAUUCAAUGCCACGGCACAGUUAACGGAAAAUCAGUUAAGCCCAGAUUCAAGUGGUUUAACCCUUCUCUCUCCUCCACUUUCUCUUUCCUCCCCUGUAACAGCUCUCUCUGCAAACCCCGAAUUCCCGAUUUUACCCUUCCCACUUCCUGUGACCCACGUCGCCACUGCCACUACUCCUACUUCUACGCCGAUGGGACCUUGGCCGAGGGUAAUCUCGUCACUGAAAAAUUCUCCUUCACCGCCUCUCCCAUCGCUAUCGGCUGCGUUAAGCCCUCCGCCGAAAACAGGGGUAUUUUGGGAAUGAACACCGGACACCUCUCCUUCAUCUCUCAGGCCAAAAUAUCCAAGUUUUCCUAUUGUGUCCCGGGUCGAAGCAGGUCGGAUCUAACCGGGUUGUUCUACCUUGGAGACAACCCGAAUUCGGGUAAAUUCAAAUAUGUCAACAUGUUGACUUUUCCCGAAAGUCAAAACUCCCCGAAUCUUGACAAACUGGCCUACACCCUCCCAAUGAAGGGCAUAAGAAUCGGCGCAGUCCAACUCAAAAUCUCUCCGGCCGUUUUUAAACCGGACCCAACUGGGUCUGGUCAGACAAUGAUUGACUCCGGCUCGGAGUUGACUUACUUGGUAGAUGAAGCUUACAACAAUGUUAGAGCAGAGAUCGUGAGAUUAGUGGGGCCCAUGAUGAAGAAAGGAUAUGAAUACGCCUCCGUCGCCGAUAUGUGUUUCGACGGUGCAAUGGCGGCGGCGGCAGGGCGGAGGAUUGGUGAGAUGUGGUUUCAGUUUGAGAAUGGAGUGGAGAUAUUGGUCGGGAAAGGGGAAGGGUUAUUGACGGUAGUGGAAAAAGGGGUGAAGUGUGUGGGGAUCGGACGGUCAGGUAGGCUCGGGACUGAGAGUAAUAUGAUCGGAAAUGUUCAUCAGCAGAAUAUGUGGGUGGAGUACGAUUUGGCCAAUAAGAGAGUUGGGUUUGGUGGAGCUGUGUGUAGUGGAUUGAAGGCAUGA